This is a messenger RNA of Arabidopsis arenosa, 3944 nucleotides long. NCBI's taxonomy places the organism in Eukaryota, Viridiplantae, Streptophyta, Magnoliopsida, Brassicales, Brassicaceae. The record is from the annotation of a GenBank genome assembly.
AAGUUCCAUUUAGGUUAUCUUCUUCACUAUACACUCAUGAUGUUCUCUUCCCAAUCGCCGCCUCUGAUCUCUCUUCCUCACUUCCUCACUUCCUCACUUCCUCAGAUUAGCCUUUGUUUUGUUAUAUUGAUUUGGCUGUUAUGUCCAACGAUCUCUUGCCUCAGCCUUGUAUGCAAAUGGGUCAAUUUAUUAAUGUUGAUACUACUCCAGACUUGAUUUCUAAUCAGGAAAUGAGAUUGUCACAACCCAUCUGUAGUCAGAUCUCUGGGAGGCAGGAUUUUCAUGUAAUGGUACCUAGUGCUGUUCGUUUAGGAUCAGUUAAUAUGGAUACAACUCUGUUACCCGGCAAGCGGAAAUCUCCGUUGCAGCAAUCUGUGCAAAAUAAACGGAUGGUACUACCUAUGGAACAUAGACCAUGGGCGUCUGCUCCAAUGCCGGUGCAGUUAACUUCUGUUUCCCCCAGGACACAGUAUUUGCCUGUAUCAUUUGUUAGUAGGAAUAGUUCUGUUUCUUGUAAUAAACCCGGGAAGCAAACUGCGGCGAGAAAACAGACUUCGCAGAAACCGAUGUUGCUGAAAUCUCAGAGUGAGUCAGCUGGAUCUGUUAGGUUUAAAAUGAGAGAAUCUUUAGCUGGUGCAUUGGCAAUGGUACAGUGUCAUAUGGAAGUUCCUAAAGAGUCGAAAAGUUUAGAUAGUGAGACUGUAGCUAAUCUUCUCGAAGGUCAUGUUAGUGAGCCAGUGUCAGCUCUUUCUGGAGUUGAUGUGAUGGUAUCUAAUGGGAGCACAGAGAUUCUGACCCUCAGUGAUCCUAGUACUUUAGUAGGUGUCUCUGUUCAGACUGUGUUACCGGAGAUUUUGACUAUCACCAAGACAAGUGAUGCCCAAGAAAUUGUUGCACAAGAACCUGAGGCUUUAAAACCAUUUGUGCAAGACAAUGUUUCAUAUAGUGACAAUGUGUUUUCAAAAGAUGAUCUUUUGCAAGGGAAUGACCUCUCUUGGGCUCUUGAGUCGGAUAUUGAUUUUACUGUCAAUUGUCAAAAUGAUAUGAUUGGAGCAAUGGCUAAUGAUGGGAGCCAGGAGAAAUUGUUACUGGAUCCACAAGUUUUGGCAUUCGAAAUAGAGGCAGAACUGUUUAAGUUAUUUGGUGGUGUGAAUAAGAAAUAUAAAGAGAAAGGAAGGUCUCUCUUGUUCAAUUUGAAAGACAAAAGUAAUCCUAAACUCAGGGAAAAGGUUAUGUAUGGAGAAAUUGCAGCAGAGCGAUUGUGUUCCAUGUCAGCAGAAGAACUUGCUUCAAAGGAACUAGCCGAGUGGCGACAAGCAAAAGCAGAAGAGAUGGCUCAGAUGGUUGUUCUGCAGGACACAGAGGUGGAUAUCAGAAGCCUGGUAAGGAAAACACACAAAGGAGAGUUCCAAGUGGAAGUUGAACCUAUGGAUAGUGGCUCAGUAGAGGUCUCUGUUGGAAUGAGUUCACUCAAUUGGUCUCGGCCAAAGAAUAUUAAGAAGAAAACCCCUUCCAUCACUAAAGCACAUGGAAUCAAGAAUGAAUUGAACGGCUCCAAUGAGGGCACUGGGCCAAUAAACGGAGUCACAAUAGAUGAUGAGAUGCAGACUGCCACUGGAUCUCUUCCUACAAUUGUCUCUCUUGAUGAAUUCAUGUCAUCCAUAGAUUCUGAAUCUCCGUCUGUGUCAGAUAAUAAUGAUGUAGAGGCGCAUUUAGUUUGUAUAUCACCCAAAGAAAAUGCUAAUAUUGAUCUUGGUACAUCACCAGUUAAGGCUGAGGCAUUUUCACCACUUAAGGCUGAGGAUGGUGACACAGUAUCGUUAAAGCCUGAUUCUGAUUUGAAAUCUGAAAUUAUAUCUGGUUUCAUACCUGAUGGUGAACGUGUAUGGGAAGGUGCGCUCCAGCUGAGUGCUUCUACUGUGAGCUCUGUCAUCGGCAUUCUAAGAAGUGGCGAAAAGACUACUACUAAAGAGUGGCCUAUGUUGCUUGAGAUCAAGGGUAGAGUCAGAUUAGAUGCAUUUGAGAAGUUUGUUCGAGAGCUCCCAAAUUCCAGGAGCCGUGCUGUUAUGGUUAUGACUUUCGUCUCUAGAGAAGAGUGCUCAAAGACAGACCAAGAGAUCAUUUCCGAGGAAAUUUACCGUGGGCCUACAAGGGAUGAUUCCAUAUUCAAAAGAUGGCAUUCCGUCUCCAUUCGUUCGAUAACAUUUGUGAAUGGGGAAGCAAUUGCAGAGUGUAAAAACUCUCAUGGUCCUAAGAGAGGAAAUCAGGGUUAUUUUAAGGCAUCCCUGGAUGUUAUGAUAAGUGACGUAUAUUCAAACGGAUCGUUUAAAUCUCCAAGUAGAUUAUUCAGGAAUUUUGUCUAUGGUGAGGUUAGGAAAGAAUAUGAGGGUAAAGAAGAAGUUAUUGGAACCCCGAUAGACCGAGCUCUAUUUAAAUGGGCUAUAGAGCUACAAGCGAAGAUGAAUAUCACUUAUAACAAGUCUGACUCUAUCACGUUAAAAGGUCCAUGUGAUAAAUGCCUUCCGUGUAAGAAAGGGGUUAAAUCAGUGCCGAAAGUUGAAGCCAAAGGCACUGCAGUGGAGGGUAAAAUUCCCUCUCUAAAUGGGGUACGCAUCCAUUGGAAAGGCAAACCUGAAUUCAUUCUAGAAAAAUGUCUUCUCGAUGGUGCUGGAAAGGAAAGAAUACUUGAAGCUAUCAAGAAAAUGGCUGCAAAAAAUUUAAUCUGUAUUGCUAUUUGCACUAAUUCGGAGAUGAAUCAGUUUGUUCCAGAUGAAGAUAAUCGCAAACAGUGGGAAUUAACAUGUGAUCGUCUUGAUUUGUUGGCUGUAUUUGGUAUUCAGAGUCCACGUAUCUUACCUAAAGAUGCUCUUGAAAAGCAGGCUCCCUUGGAUUUCGACGAAGGAGAUGAUGAUCCCAGUUUGGAUUAUUUGGUUGAUUUGGUUGAUAGCACAAUAUGUCCAUCAAUUUCAAGCUUCGAAGGGAAUAUGGAGGGGACGCCACAGGUUGAGGAUGAGCUUUUUGAUCUGGAUUGGUCUUCCUAUCCGCCUACACUAGUUAAGUCUACUUGGCAAUAUGAUUAUGAAAUAGCCCUUUUUGCUAGGAUUGGACUCCACUGCCACAAUUUUCAGAAGGGAACAAACUAUAAGUUUAAACGCUUGGAAAAGUGUGGUACUCACUCGACUAGAUACGAGGACUACUACAUAACUUUCGAGGCAACGGAUCCGACCAGCGGCUCGGUCUUCUCUUUUCAGACCAUGUUAGGCAAUGAUUAUCAGUAUCUUACUUGGGGUAUCGGUCUUACGUUGGCGAGCUUAGCCGCCAGAAUCAAAGCAACACAUGGUACCGAGAGUGUGGAUGAAGUUUGGGACAUGGCUGCAAUAGAUGAUUCCUACAAAGGUCCGAUGCCCAAAUGGUUUUCUGAUGAGGCCUUGGUCCGUGACGAUAAAAAGUUUUACGUGGUGCAAGAAUCAGAGCUGCAUGAGAAUGACUGGCUGCAACUGCUCAUGGAAGUCGCCUUCUACUCCAAAACAGAGAGUGGUGUAAGCGCUUGCAAACCCUUGGAGAUCAAGAAGGUUGUUGUAGAAACUUUAGAAGAAUACACAACAGAGGCUCGUGAGAAGCUCAAGGCAGAUAAUGCAAUCUUCUACAUAAGUUACAAGUGUAUUGCUGAUCCUUCAACACCCUGGGCUGGUGAGCACGACGCUAUAAUAAGGAAAACCAUGGAUGGGAAACCAGGGCACAUGAGCCUUGAAGUUGCUGUCACUAAGGAACAAAUAGAAGACAGAGAGACAUGAGGAUCUUGUCUGCUAUAUAAUCUAUCAGCUGCUAUCUAUUGGAAACUUUUUAUCAUGUUAGUGUUUAUUAUCUAUGCACGGAUGUUGUGUGUCUUUGCUUGUGUUUAUGUCUUCGACUCUUUGGACUAGAACGGAGUGGGGUCUAUGUUU